GCGCCGAGCGGGCGGGGGAGAAGCAAACUGCGGGAUCUGCGGCGGCGGAAGCACGGCCAUGGCCGCACUGUACGGGGGUGUGGAGGGGGGAGGCUCACGAUCCAAGGUCCUUUUACUCUCAGAGGAUGGGCAGAUCCUGGCAGAAGCAGAUGGACUCAGCACAAACCACUGGCUAAUCGGGACAGACAAGUGUGUGGAGAGGAUCAACGAGAUGGUGAACAGGGCCAAACUGGAAGCAGGGGUGGAUCCUCUGGUCCCUCUACGAAGCUUGGGCCUGUCCCUGAGCGGUGGGGUGCAGGAGGAAGCACUGAGGAUCCUGACGGAGUUGCUGAGGGACCGAUUUCCCCACCUGAGUGAAAGCUACUUAAUCACCACCGAUGCCGCGGGCUCCAUCGCCACAGCAACACAGGAUGGUGGGAUCGUGCUCAUCUCUGGGACAGGUUCCAACUGCAGGCUCAUCAACCCUGACGGCUCUGAGAGCGGCUGUGGCGGCUGGGGCCACAUGAUGGGGGACGAGGGCUCAGCCUACUGGAUUGCACACCAAGCAGUGAAAAUAGUGUUCGACUCUAUUGACAACCUAGAGGCGGCUCCUCAUGACAUUGGCUACAUCAAACAGGCGAUGUUCAACUACUUCCAGGUGCCAGAUCGGCUAGGAAUCCUCACCCACCUGUAUAGGGACUUUGAUAAAUGCCGGUUUGCUGGGUUUUGCCAGAAAAUUGCAGAAGGUCUUGUUCCAGGGGGAGAUGGGCCUCCCCAUCCUGUGUGUGGGCUCUGUGUGGAAGAGCUGGGAGCUGCUGAGGGAAGGUUUCCUUCUGGCGCUGACCCAGGGCCGAGAGAUCCAGGCCCAGAACUCCUUCUCCAGCUUCACCCUGAUGAAGCUGCAACACUCCUCUGCCCUAGGUGGGGCCAGCCUCGGGGCCAGGCACAUCGGGCACCUCCUCCCCAUGGACUACUCUGCCAAUGCCGUUGCCUUCUACUCCUACACCUUCUCUUAGGGGGCUGGCCCUGGCUCCACCCCUCCAAGCCCAGUGGACAUUGGGUGCUGGAAAGGAGGAUUUUUUCCUUUUUUUUUUUUUUUUUUUAAAGAAAAACACAUCUGAAAGAAAAUAAAUGCACUUCAUCCACUCCCCAAUUAGAUUGCGUUACCAAGCACACUUGCUGUGUACAUCCUCAGUGCACCUGCCCGCAGGUGUCCCAGAGAGCUCAGGAAGUAUUGUAGUCUAGAAUUUAAAGCCCCGUGCCCAGGUGCUUGGCCUGUGGUUUGCAAUCUGCUCACCAUACAGUUGGGCAGAUAAUUCAUGUGUGCUACCCCUCCCCGUGCCCCCCAACAUUAGCAUACUUAAAUGCUGUGCUCUGCCGGGUAACUGUGAUCUCAGUUUCUCCUGUCCAAGUGAGUAAUGAUUCCUACCCUGCCAUUUUUGCUGGAACUAAGUGCUCUCUGUGGCCGUAACCUUAGACACCUAACACCCUCUCCUCAUAGUCCCAGUAGGAUUUAGGAGACGGUACCAUUCUGGUCUGGGAGAAUUACCUCACUGGUUUUGGUACUUAUAGGUAAACAGCACAUUUUGCAGUUUUUCCCUUAUGAAAGAGUUCUUGAGAAGUUAUGAAGAUGGCUGAGAUCUAAGAAGGCCAAUUAGACACAACAAGGUGGCCUACUUACUCCUCAUGACUUCUAGCCUGGCUGUGGUUAUAAUAUGACAUUUUGCAUUUGUUGUGUGAAUAUGAACAUCAGUGAAGAGCAAACA
Molecule: messenger RNA, 1745 nt
Organism: Callorhinus ursinus (northern fur seal)
Lineage: Eukaryota; Metazoa; Chordata; Mammalia; Carnivora; Otariidae
Gene: NAGK
Product: N-acetylglucosamine kinase
Molecular function (GO): N-acetylglucosamine kinase activity
Source: RefSeq, a predicted model, not a curated record